AUGGAAUUCAUAAAUCAAGAUUAUCUUCAAUCUCUUUUAGAAAUGGGAUUUUCAAGAGCUAUAGCUGAAAAAUCUCUAUAUUUUACACAAAGCUCCUCUCUAGAAAAUUCAAUAGAUUGAAUCCACGAGCAUCAGAAUGACCAAGAUAUUGAAGAAGAAUUACAAAUUCCGUCUAUAAAUGAUAAUUCACCAAAAAUGACGAAACAAGAAGCAAUUAUGAAGGCACGCGAAAUCAAAUCCAAAUUCAUAAGCCAGCCUAAAAGUACCCAAUUUAUCCAAGUUAAAAGAGAGCCAAACAGUCAAAGAGCUCAAAAGUUAAAUGCAACUGAGCAGGAGCAAAAAAGAGUUCUUGAAGAAAGAAUAAAAAAAUUAAAAGGAGGGCAGAGCCAAGCUAACCCUACUGCUGAAUCUACAACACUAAUUAUCGAUGCCCAAACAAUUCCUUCAGAUUCUCCUCCAAUGAUAGAAAAAUCUCCCAAAGAUCGAAUGUAUUUAGCGUUGAAAACAAUUGUAACUCUUUAUCCAAGCCACCGCCAUACGGGAAUUGCAAUUUCUACAAUUAAUACAUUGAAAACAUAUUUAUCAAAUAUUAUGAGUAAUCCUCUUGAUAAUAAAUUUCAUAGGAUCAGAAUUCAGAAUAAAUCAUUUCAAGAGAAAAUUAUAAAGGUUCAAGGCGCUUUAAACUUCUUAAAAGCUGUAGGAUUUGUCGAAGAAGAUGAUUAUUAUGUCCUCAAAAAUAUCGGAGUUUAUAUAUUAGCAGAAGGAAUUAAAAUGCUUAAUGAAGCAACUGAAAUUUUAUAA
Blepharisma stoltei is the source of this 801-nucleotide messenger RNA. NCBI's taxonomy places the organism in Eukaryota, Ciliophora, Heterotrichea, Heterotrichida, Blepharismidae. The record is from the annotation of a GenBank genome assembly.